CACAGGGGAAGCCACCGCUUCUUGGGAUCCGGCUACAGCAGAAACAACGCCUGUUCAACAAGGGUGUUCCUGAGCGUAGUUGGGAUUCGAAAGAGCCAAGGACACCUUGGAGUUCUGGAUCUGGGUUUUUUUCUCUGUUCAUGGCUGCAGCAGCUCUCCUCAGCUUGUGAGCUUCUCCCUCAACAGCAACCAUGGCCUUGAAGAACGUGCCCUUUCGCUCCGAGGUCUUAGCCUGGAACCCAGACAGCCUCGCUGAUUAUUUCAGAAAGUUGAACUACAAGGACUGUGAGAAGGCGGUCAGGAAGUACCACAUUGACGGCGCUCGGUUUUUGAACCUGACAGAAAAUGACAUCCAGAAGUUCCCUAAGCUGAGGAUGCCGCUUCUCAGUAAGUUAAGUCAAGAUAUCAACAAGAAUGAAGAGAGAAGAAGCAUUUUUACACGCAAAACCCAGGUUCAGCGCUUUCCGGAGGAGACAGAAAGCCAUGAAGAAGACAAUGGUGGCUGGUCAUCCUUUGAAGAAGAUGACUAUGAAAGUCCCAAUGACGAUGAUCCGGAAGGGGAGGACGAUGGUGACUACGAGUCCCCCAAUGAGGAAGAAGAGGUGUUGGUGAAUGAUGUUGAUGAUUAUGAGCCUCCACCCUCCAAUGACGAGGAGGCUCUGCAGAACUCCAUCCUGCCCGCCAAGCCUUUCCCCAACACCAACUCCAUGUACAUCGACCGGCCUCCCACCAGCAAGGUCUCCCAGCAUCCUCCGGUGCCCCCACAGAGACCAAUGGCCGCCCUCCCUCCCUUGCCGACAGGCCGGAAUCACUCACCACUGUCUCCACCCCAACCCACCCAUGAAGAACCCAGCAGAAAUCGAAACCACAAACCAGCAAAGUUGCCUCCUCCAUCAAUAGACAGAAGCACAAAACCUCCCCUCGACCGCUCACUGGCGCCUCUCGACCGAGAGCCCUUCACACUAGGAAAGAAACCAACAUUUUCUGACAAGCCCUCAGCCCCCGUGGGAAGCAGGACUCUCGGGGAGCAUUUACCCAAGAUACAAAAGCCUCCUUUACCCCCAGCCAUGGACAGACACGAAAGGAAUGAAAGGAGUGGACCCUUGACAGCAAAGAAGCCACCGGUUCCAAAGCAUGGACGGGGACCAGACAGAAGAGAGACUGAUGAAGAUGAUGUGCAUCAAAGACCUUUGCCCCAGCCAUCACUACCUUCUAUGAGCUCCAACACAUUCCCUUCAAGAUCUGCCAAGCCCAGCUCCAAGCACACAUUCCCAUUGUCUCACAUGCCGGGAGCCUUCUCAGAAAGUAACAUUGGCUUCCAGCAGAGUGCCUCCCUGCCUCCAUACUUCUCUCAAGGUCCCAGCAACAGACCACCUCUCAGAAAUGAAGGUAGAAACUUACCCUUGCCAGUUCCAAACAGGCCGCAGCCUCCAUCUCCUGGGGAUGAAGAGACUUCACUAGAUGAAGAGUGGUACGCCUCAUAUAUUACCCGACCAGAGGCAGAAGCUGCUCUCAGGAAGAUAAACCAGGACGGCACUUUCCUGGUUAGAGAUAGUUCUAAGAAAACAGUAAACAAUCCGUAUGUCCUCAUGGUGUUGUACAAAGACAAAGUUUACAACAUUCAGAUCCGUUACCAGGAGGAAAGUCAAGUAUACUUGUUGGGGACUGGACUUCGAGGAAAAGAGGACUUUCUGUCUGUAUCAGAUAUUAUUGACUACUUCAGGAAAAUGCCACUGUUGCUCAUUGAUGGGAAAAACCGAGGCUCCAGAUACCAGUGCACGCUGACAUAUGCUGCGGGGUGUCCAUAGCAAGUUAGCCAAGCAAGUCGGUCUCCUGACUCUUGUCAACGCAGGAAGAUCAAGCGGCCUUAGGAAGUGGAUGAACACUUAGGACUAAAGCAAACCCUCAAUGCGGGCACAGAGUUUUGCCCUUUCCUUUAAAAAGUGUUUAAAGAUUGCUGAAUAUCCCAUAAUUUAUUUAUUUUCUUCGAUGUCUAUAAAGUACAGAAGUAAUCAUGCCCAUAUAUGAAGUCUAAGAGUGCACUGUAGUACUUCAUCUCAAGACAUGAGAUUUUGAACAAUCCAUUUCAAAAUACAGUACUUUACAUACUACAGAAAUAAUGUGGGGCAAGUUUAAGAAGUACUGAAACUGAUUGUUUUUGAUCUCAUACGUUUUAUAAUGAAACUUUUGUCAGUCCAAGGCAACCUGUUUUGUUUUGUUUUUACACAACUUAAAACAAUUAAAAUUAACUUUCUGAGCAGCAAUAACUUAAGAGGCUCCAGAAACAUAACCCCAUUCUUUCUCAUUUGGUUUUACAGGGAGUAUUUUCAUGUAUUUUUUAUUUGAGAUAAAUGCAUGUUGGGAUAACUUCCUGGGAUUAAAUUUAUCUUUUGCUUUACUCUUUCAGAUCCUUAAAACAACUUUAUUAUUUAGUCCAUGCUGUUAUAUUUUGGUUUUAAAGUAAAUGUAAGCUACAAAUUCUGUAAGAAAACGGCUUUAGAUUCAGUGAUGCAGCUUUGCUGCCAAAUACACUGGGUGUUGCUUCUCUACCACAGCCUCCCGUGUCUACAUCCGCAGUGUACCCCUCCACUCCCGUCUUGAAAAGCAUUCUCUAGUGUUGAAGAUCUCCUGGGACGAUGGAGCAAUGCUUUGUAUACACACACAUACACACUUCUAGCCCACCUCCCUACUAGAUAAAACUUGUAUUAGUUGACUUUCACUUAGAAAGUUUGACUUCUGCUCUGUAUGGUCACUUGUUCCUGUUCCUUUGGGCCUGUGAUGGUUCAUACAGGAUACUGAAAUGGUGGCUAGGAAGCAAAAGCAAAGGAAGAUUUGGUAAUCUCCUUGAAGGGCAUGCACCUACUGACCUAACUCCAUCCCACUGGGCUCUCCCUCCUAAGGUCCCACCACUGCUGACUGUUGCCCUGGCUCUGGACCAAGCCUCUAACACUGGGGCCUUUGGAGAAAACCCAUCCAAACCUCAGCUCUGCUUUUCUGUCAUCAACACAAAUGUGCUGUGAAACUCCUGUCUCUUCCUUCUUAGAUUGACUUAUAAAUCAUUCACAGCACCUCAACUCUCCCUCAGUUUAUAAAUCACACUUAAUGAAGCAUACAGUUGGGUUUCUGGCUUAUGUUGCUUUACCAUUUUCUACUAUAUGGCAUGGGAGUGAUGCUUGUUAAGUACAAACUGUAUACCAAUGUGAAUUUUGCUUUUC
This is a messenger RNA of Peromyscus eremicus (cactus mouse), 3215 nucleotides long. RefSeq names its product lymphocyte cytosolic protein 2 (gene Lcp2). The coding region runs from base 192 to 1808 and encodes 538 amino acids. Gene Ontology annotation, biological process: intracellular signal transduction; cell surface receptor protein tyrosine kinase signaling pathway. Gene Ontology annotation, molecular function: protein binding. The transcript has 21 exons. The record is from RefSeq and is a predicted model, not a curated record. Lineage: Eukaryota; Metazoa; Chordata; Mammalia; Rodentia; Cricetidae.